AUGGAUGACAUAGAAGACAUUCCCUUAUCUCCUCCUCCUUUUGAAUAUGAACCUACUUCUUCAAUUGAAAUCAUUUCUGAAACAGAAACAGUUACAACCAACAGUUCUAACAGUUUAAAUAGAAAAAAACGAAAUACUGGUGCACGUCAAAAACCUUAUGCAUACAGCCGAAAAGGUGGAAACACAACAAAUCUUAUUGUCCAUUUGCGUGAUAAACACAAAAUCACAAAAGAAAAUUAUUUUCAGUUUUUAGAUAAUUCUAAUCAGCCCCGACGUGAUCAAACUCAAAUUAUAGGAUAUUUAAAAGCAGCAGCUCCAUGCUCACCAAAACGACAGGAACUUAUUACACAAAAGCUUGUAACCUUUAUCAUCAAAUUCAUUCAACCACUAUAUAUUUUACAAAAUCAAUACUUUCGUGAAUUACUCCUUAUCUGUGAGCCGGGUUAUAGAAUUCCAUGUGACAAAACAGUAAAAGCAAUAAUCAAUGAUUCAUUUGUAUGCUGUAAGGAACAACUUUGUUCACUUUUAAAUAAUAAUAAUACUAUCAGUGCUGCAUUAUUUCAAAUUAUAAAUGAGUGGCAUUUAUCAAACACAGCAUUUACCAUUGCAACUGAUAAUGGUUCUAAUAUGAUAAAGGUUCUACAAGGUCUGAAGCAGUGUAAAUCAAUACAUCAUCGAGUAAAGUGUUUACAGGCAUUUUUUCGUUUACCAAAACAAGCUCAGAGACUUCGGGAAGCCCAACAAAGCAAUCAGCAAUUACUGGAGGAAAAUGAUUAUAGUAACCCUCUUGAUGUUUUAACUGAUGUUAAAACAAGAUGGAAUUCGACAUACUAUGCAUGGAAGAGAAUAUUAGAAUUACACAAUUCAAUGCGACUCAUUUCUACCACAUUGUUGACAAAACCAGAUCGAGCAUCACAGAAAGAAGGAGAGAAAUUAGAACGACUAUGUUUAUCUCUUGAUGAAAAACAUCUUGUUAACCCUUAUAUGGAAUUGUUGAAAAAGACAUUUGCACCUAAGUCUGAAAAUGGAGAAAGUCUUGAUACAUACCUUGAUCUCAUUUAUGGGCCACAAACUGAAGAUAAUAAUGACAAUGAAGAAGAAUCUGACAGUUCAACCAGUGAUGAUGAUGAAAUCCCAUCUGGUGGUUCACGACAACAUUGGCAAUAUUCCCAUCGAACUAGAGGUGCAAUAGAUGACAUAGAUGAUAUUAAUCAUGUUGAAUAUUUACCAGCUGUUAAUACUACUGGCCUUCUUCAAAAAGUUCAAGCAGCUAUUUUUUUAUCAUUAGAUGAAUUAUGGUCAGUUCCAACAGAAUUAGUUCAAAUUGCAACAGUACUUGAUCCCCAAUUCAAAAAUUUCCAAUGGGAUAGAAGUGGUGAGGAAAGAGACAAAUCACAUCAAUUAUUACAGGAAUUAUAUGAUUUUACAAAAGUGGAUUUUGAAUCUAAUAAUAUUCAACAAACAACAACUAUUCACAAUUUACAUACAACUAAUGAAGAUGACAAUGAUGAUUUUUUUGAAACCUUGGAAAUUGAACUAAGUUCAUUUGAACGACAAGUUACCGAAGAAAUAAUCUUAUAUGAUUCUAAACUGCAUACCGAUUUUAACGCUCGCCUCACUUCAGAACUUAAUACACGUGAUACUAUCUUAAAUGCGGAGGCGCAGAGAAUCUCAUCGUCAAUUAUUUCUUUAACCACAAGACUUGAUAACAUUAAACAAGUUCUUGAAUGCUAUAAUAAUCAUUUUAGUAGAAUUUCAACCAAAUUCGAUUCAAUUAAUGAAUCUAUUGCAACAUUCCAUAAUCUACUCAAUCAACAUCAGCAAAGUGAAACGAACCUAUCUGAAGCUUCUUUCAAUUCACCCAUUUCCUCUGCUAGUUCUUCCAAUUCACCUGGUUCCUCUGCUAGUUCUUCUGGCUCAAAUCAGCAAUCAUUUUCAAGAAUUUCAUUAACUGUCUGGACACGUUUUAAACAAAUCUUUGAUACGAAUAUGGCCCUGAAAGGUUAUAAUCUUGAUGAAAUGUAUUGUUCCGUAGCUAUGUGCAUUCGUGAACUUGGAGAAAGUAUUAAGCCGAUAACAGUAAAAAAUUUUUAUAAUAGAAGUAGUGGUUGUAGAUUGAAUACCAUAGACCAGAUUGGUUUAUGGAUAGAUAAUAUGGAGUAG
Molecule: messenger RNA, 2163 nt
Organism: Entrophospora sp. SA101
Lineage: Eukaryota; Fungi; Glomeromycota; Glomeromycetes; Entrophosporales; Entrophosporaceae
Source: the annotation of a GenBank genome assembly